Molecule: messenger RNA, 2781 nt
Organism: Ilyonectria robusta
Lineage: Eukaryota; Fungi; Ascomycota; Sordariomycetes; Hypocreales; Nectriaceae
Exons: 5
Coding region: 1-2781 (926 amino acids)
Biological process (GO): ubiquitin-dependent protein catabolic process; protein deubiquitination
Cellular component (GO): cytoplasm
Molecular function (GO): GTPase activity; cysteine-type deubiquitinase activity; GTP binding
Source: RefSeq, a predicted model, not a curated record
AUGUCGACACUCACAAAUCCAAAUGUCCCCAAGGGACGCCCCGCUUUCAUUCCCCUCGAAGCCAACCCUGAGCUCAUGACGACCCUCAUCCACAAGCUCGGCGUCAGCGAGGCCCUCCAGAUCCACGACGUCUACUCCCUCACCGAACCCGAACUGCUUGCCUUUAUCCCUCGGCCUGCUCUCGCCCUCCUACUCGUCUUUCCCGUUAGCGCCACCUACGAGAGCCACCGCAUGGCCGAGGAUAGCCAGACCGAACCGUACACUGGCAAGGGAGAUGCUGAACCUGUGAUUUGGUGGCGACAAACCAUCCGCAACGCGUGUGGGCUCAUGGGAAUCUUGCACGCCGUUAGCAACGGCCCGGCAAGGAGCUUCAUCCAGGAGGGUUCUACGCUCGACGAGAUCAUCAAGAAGAGUAUCCCCCUCACCGGCGCCGAACGAUCCCAGGUCCUCGAAGAUAGCCAUAGCCUCGCUACCGCCCAUAAGGAGGCUGCCUCCGUAGGCGACACUCCCGCUCCCGCCGCUGAGGACGACAUCGAUCUACACUACGUUUGUUUCGCCAAGGGAAAUGACGGUGGCUUGUGGGAGCUAGACGGCCGCCGUCAGGGUCCUCUCCGACGAGGAGAUUUAAACAAGGACGAGGAUGUGUUGAGCGAGAAGGGGUUGACUCUCGGUGCACUCAAGUUCCUCGAGAGAGAGGGCGGGGAUCUGAGGUUCAGUAUCGCUCGCUGGCUACUGGGCAAAGGCCCCGAACACACCGGUGUGCUGCUCGGCAGUGAUGCUGCGGGGAAGACGACGCUGCUCUAUCGAUUAAAACUUGGGGAGACGGUGCAGACGAUUCCGACGAUUGGCAUCAAUGUAGAAACCAUCGAAUACUCAGAUGGGAGUAUCACUCUGUGGGAUAUCGGAGGGUGCGAUCAAAUGAGAAGUCACAUCCGGUUUUACAUCGUGAGGGAGCGGUUCCUCAUGUUUCUUCAUGAUUGCGCCGACUCGGAGAGGCUGGACUACUCAAUUGAGCAGUUGCACACGGCUAUGAGAUGGAUGUCCGAGCUGGGCUGUCGCCACAUGUGGAUCUUGUUGAGCAAGCAGGACCUCCUCCCUCCAUCGGAGAGAGAAACCAUCGUCCAAGGCGUGCGAAAUCGCUUUGAGUCAGAGUUGGCUCAGUAUCAAGACAAGCAUUAUAUCAGGAUCAUGGACCAGCCAGGCCUGAGCGCCGCUUCUGGGAGUCAACUCGACGUUGUCAUGAAGGAAAUCAGAGAGACCCUUAAACAGAACCCGCAGCCUUCGCAAAAAAGCACCAAGAUGCAGGUCGAAGAGCUAGAGAAGGGUCCCAGCGAGCAAGAGCUGGUGGAUCGGAUUAAGAAGGCCAGCAUGGAGAGUGUUCAUCCUGAUCGCUUCUGGAUGGAUUUCAUCAAGGGCAACCUCGACUCGUGGGAUCAUUCUGCCCAUCUCAGAGCUGGGUACUUUUUCCUCUUCGAAGGGCUGUCCAGGGGAUCCAGUCUUCUCGAUUGCGCGAGCAAAUUCUUAGGUCGUUUGAAGGAACUCAGACGCCAGAACCCAGAGAAGUUCCGCAACACUGCGCACCGAACCAUGACAAUCUUCUGGCUGUAUCAGAUCCAGAUGGCUGCAAUUGCGUACAAGGUGGAAAAGAAGCUCGAAGAGUUCCCAUCGCGAGCCGACUUUUGGGAAAUCCUUCUCCUCACACCGUCCCUGAUGAAUGCUAGUCUUUGGAAGACGUACUACUCAAAAGACUUGAUGUUCAGCCCAGGAGCCCGAGAGAACUGGCAUCUGCCCGAUCUCCAACCGCUACCGCCGUUCAAGGGAACAAAGCUAGCUGCGCAACCAAGCACACCCAGCCCAGAAGUGGACCACUACAAACUCCCCCGGUUUGCAUUCUCCGUUGUGCAAAAGACACUGUCCUCGAAGCUGCGACGCGGAGGUGUUGUGAAGCAAGCACUCGCGGCGCUACAAUCAUCCACAAUUCGCCUUCGAGCCUCUGACCCUUCCAUCCCGCCGUACUCGGAGACGCAGGCAUAUUUCUGGAUCCAGCUCAUUCACGCCUCGCUCCGGUCUCUAGACAUGACCCCAGCGCAGUCCCCGCCUGCCUUUGACGGGCCUGUGACGGCACUGACGUUUGAUGCGUUCAAGACUCUCUUCGAUCUGACGGGGGCGGAAUGGAGGCGGUAUUACACCCAAACGCUGUGGGAAGACAUUUCUGCGCGCAUGAGUUUUGUCAAUCCUGACCUCAAGGCUCUGCCGAAUGUGUUUUCGAGCCCAUCCCAAGCCAAGGUCGACCUUGCUCGCCUACGCAUGGCAAACGCCAUCACCCAUCGGUUUGCGACGCCACCCGAGUUGCCUCCGCGGGAAGAACUCGACUUUAACGCUGCUAUUGUUGUUGACGAGGCGAAUCUUAUGCCCGACGGGGGCUUAAAUAUUGGCAUCCACGCAAGCCUUCUUCAGUAUCUCCAUCGCCAUUUGUCGGCCACGCAGUCAGACAAAAGCGGCCCUUCUGGAGCGGCGGCAGCUAAAACAGCGUUGGAUCUGUCGGAAACUUUGGGAUCGACGCAAAGCAUGUUUUGGGUUCAGCAAGCCCAGAUCUCAAUGGCCACUAACGGUUCUUUGACCUUUGAAGAGUUUGUGACCAGGAGUCCUCAGUUGGCGUAUGAGGAUCUCCCUUUCUUGUACUACUCGCCCGAGCUGUGGUGGAGCAGUGAGGCUAAACAGGUGUUUAUGCCUCCUGAUCGACGGCAUCUCUCCAGUGUUGUCUCUCAGAGGGCCAAGUAA